Molecule: messenger RNA, 2728 nt
Organism: Spea bombifrons (plains spadefoot toad)
Lineage: Eukaryota; Metazoa; Chordata; Amphibia; Anura; Pelobatidae
Gene: ITFG1
Product: integrin alpha FG-GAP repeat containing 1
Exons: 18
Coding region: 87-1871 (594 amino acids)
Cellular component (GO): plasma membrane
Source: RefSeq, a predicted model, not a curated record
AAGUGUUGCGCGACUCGCCGUAAGAGGCGUUGUCGCAGCACACCCGGAAGUCUGCUGGUUGUGACGCUGUCAGGCCAGUUCCCGUGAUGAGUACCGGGGCCUUAACGCUCGAGCUGUUCGUGGUGCUGCUCACCGUGUCCGCCCGCCAGGUCCGGGGUUCCCUGCGCAAUGUCACCGGGGAUAUCAUGGGUACCGAUACCGCCGGCAAGGUGGCUGCAUUCGGGGACUUCAACGCGGACAAGCAGACCGACAUGUUUCUCAUCCGCAAUGGAAACGAGCUCCGAAUCCUUUUGGCGGAUGUAAAGUCCACCCCGUACUUUAACCCAAAGGUCAAGCUGCCACUGAGUGAAGACAUCGUUAUAACCAGCGUGGUUCCUGGAGACUACAAUGGGGACUCUCAGAUGGAUGUCCUUCUGACCACUGUUCCCAAAGGUCAGGCUGGCUCCCCACUGUCUGCCGUCAUCUACUGGGGACAGAACCAAACCCUGAAUAUCAAUAAUAAAACGCACUUAAGCAAAACAUACUUGGAUGAGCCGCUAAUCAUGGACUUUAACGGAGAUCUGAUUCCUGAUAUAUUUGGUGUCCCCAGCGGAAGCAAGAUACCUCUAAUAAUCCACGGCGGGGAUUUAUCGGCAAAUUCCACUCUGGACACUAAAAGAGAGAUGUUUAAUCCUCACUCGCAUGCCUUUAUUGAUCUGAAUGGGGAUUUUACUGCUGAUUUGUUUCUCACGUCUGUGUCCGAGUCAAAGGAGCAUCAGUUUGAAACGUGGACAAAUGAGGGCGGUAACUUCACAGAACCCAAAUCCACCAUACCGAAGCCAAAAGAUGUGAAGGUGGUCGGGCAGGCGGUCUUUGCAGAUUUCGAUGGAGAUGGGCUUCAGGAUCUCCUGCUACCAGCAUGCGCAGAUGAAAAAUGCUUCAAAAGCGCAAUCUACCUGUGGAAGAGUGGACAGUGGGUCCCGGUGCUGCAGGAUUUUAGGAAUCAGAACACCGUUUGGGGAUUUGUUCCGCCAACUGCUCCCACGGCUCUGCCAAUUACCCUUCACAUUGGGGAUUAUAAUAUGGACGGUUACCCUGAUGCCCUGGCCAUAUUACGAGAUACAUCAGGAAGCGAUCAGCAAGCUUUCCUUCUUGAGAACGUCUUGUGUAAAAAUACAACCUGCUCCAGGAUCUUUGAAGUCCACUGGGAGAUUUCUGAUCUAAAUCAAAUUAAAGAUGCUGUCGUCGCCACCUUCUUUGACUUCUACGAAGACGGAAUCUUGGAUAUCAUUGUGCUGGGUAAGGGCUCUUCACCGGAGAAUUUUGCCAUCCAUGUCUUCUUGAAUAACUUUGAAGCGGAUGCCUAUUUUGUGAAAGUCAUUGUGCUCAGCGGAUUCUGCUCCAAUGACUGCCCACACCAGGUUAAGCCAUUUGGUGUAAAUCAGCCCGGACCUUACAUCAUGUACACGACUGUGGACGCAAACGGAUACCUGAAGAACGCAUCCGUCGGCCAGCUCAGCCAGUCUGCCCAUUUGGCGCUCCAGCUCCCGUACAACGUCCUCGGCCUGGGGAGGAGCGCCAACUUCCUCGAUCAUCUCUUUGUGGGGAUUCCGCGGCCGCUCGGGGAGAAGCAAAUUCGGAAGCAAGAAUGGACUGCGAUCAUCCCCAAUUCCCAGCUCAUCGUUAUCCCGUACCCCCAUCACACCCCAAAAAGCUGGAGUGCCAAGCUCUACCUCACCCCCAGUAACAUCGUCUUACUGACGGCCAUCGCGCUCAUCGGUGUUUGCGUUUUCAUCCUGGCCAUAAUUGGCAUCCUGCACUGGCAGGAGAAGAAAGCAGACGACAGGGAGAAGAGACAAGAGGCCCAUCGCUUCCACUUUGACGCCAUGUGAAAUGGCUUAUUAACCCUUUGUCUGGCCGUUCUCGUCACAGCGGAAAGGGUUAAAGCAAGGAGACUUGUCAUAGGACGUGCGAAUCUUUGAGCUGGGGUGUGAGGGAAGGUCAAGCCGCAGCAGACGGGACGGCGUUCGCUGUAUAUUUUGCAUUAUGUGUUAAUUUAUUGGUGCAGAUUACUAAAACCACAAGACUUGGGAUCUGUGGAAAAAUGAAACCCAGGAUUGGGGUCCUGUAAAUUUUGGGAGGUGUAUCUUUCUUUAUGCUGCGGGUUAAAUUGUCUGGAUGUUGUAUUUAAAGCUUAAUAAUAAUGUUGUUUUUAAGGAUCUGUGAUCCAGUUGGAGCCCACCAGCCCCGACUUGAUUAUUCUGCAUGUACACAGACGGUGGCGUUGUUUAUAAAUGAUAUUUAUAUGUAUUCAUCGGAUCGGCGGUGGAGCGUCUCGCUUCUCCACUGGUUUCAUGCACUAUAGCAGUAAGAAUAAAGGACCGAAGUAAAAGGCCAGUGCAGAGCAGGAUGCACGGACCGGUCGAUGUCCUGUCUGGCAGCUCAUCACCCGUAUAGACUACUUAUCCAUUUCAUGUGUAACUGCUCGCCCCACUGGGCUCUUACCACAUGGCUAUGCUGAGUUACUGGGUCCAUCCAGAAGCCAGCAGCACCCGGUGCAUGGACAGCUCUUGCCAUCGCCUUUUGCCAGCCUGGAGCUGGGAAAGUCGAUUCCCGCCGUACACAGAAUGUGCGGCCGCUGACGCUCCCCAGACUGCAUCGCAUCGUGUCCUGUGAUUCUGUGCCUGUUGUCCAGUACACUGUAAUAAACUGAAUGUUGGUAAAUCCCAAUAAAUGUCCCUUCCUAGAA